GGGUACAAGGCAGGACCAGAGUAAAGCUUCCUGCCUCGGGUGGGGCCUUGAAGAGGACAGGCAGCCACACCCUGUGGCUCAGGACUGAAAAAGCAGGUGCUGGGCAGCUGAGCAGGCUAGCAGAGCUCCAGGAGGGAACAGCUCAGAUGACUUCUCAGCAAGCAAUGGGCUCCCUCCUCUGUGGGCCAGGCAUUUUCCUCCUCUUCCUGGCACUAGGCUGCUUGGCUACUCCAGGGACUCAUCUGUGUACCACAGGACCCAUUGAUGAAGCUGCUAUCUGUGCCUCAGUGAAGAGCAUCAGCGAAGAUGAAGUCAGGGCAGCAUCCAGCAGGGACCACCCCACCUGUCAUGUGCAAUUGGCCCAGUAUGCCUGCAUUCCGAGGCCAUGGCUACAGGUCUGGAAGGAAGAUUUUCUGACAUCCCUAUAUCAUUGCCUUGUGGCCAGCGGCCCACCCAGUGCUUUGGCUCCUACAUACUCCACUCUGCUCUUCUCCAAAAUUGACCUCCCCAUCCUUGAGACUUCACUGGAAAGAUUUUCCCAGCAGUUCUCCCAAGCUCUGCUCUCAGACCAAUGGGCAGGGGUGCUGUUUAAUGGCCUAUGGGGAAGGCUGGGACCAAUAUUCCAGGCCAGGGAAGCCCAGGUCACAUGGGCCCAGUGGCUGUCUGGGAUCCAGCCCUUCCUCCUGCAUCCUGAAGCGUUCUACUGCCUGGCUGCCCAGAACACAUCCUGCGAGACUUUCCACAACCUUAUCUCAGUCCUGAAUGAUGUCUAUUCAAGCCUGGAAGCAGAGAAACAGAGGAAGAUUUUUGAAGGCAUAGAGGCCUUCCUCCUGCAAGAGGGCUCUGGGUCCCACUGCCAGGAGGAGACUGUGCCCGGCUUAAACUCAUCAUCCUGGUUGGCCAAUUACCUGGGCUUCUUCCUUGAACGUGCCACAGAGGAGGAACUCAAGAAAUUGGUGGAUGAACCCAAGUUCCAGAUGUUAGCCAGAGAUCCUGCCACCUUACACCUGGUCAGCCAGCUCCACCUGACGCCAGACCUGGCCAGCUUUUAUGCAGCCUUGCUCACUUCCCCACCUCGCCUCAACUUUUCCAGCAUCCCCGACACCCUCAUCUGUCACCUCCGUCCAGAGGCCCUGGGAAAAAUAGAGUUUGAGGAGAGCCUGGCUCUGGUUCAGAGACUCAACAAGGCUUGCUUUGACCCACCUCCACAGCUUGAUGGAAACAAGUCAGUUUCCGAACCACCGUCUUGGGAGGCUCUCCAGGUGGCCUCUAGGCUGCUGAGUGGCUUUGGGGACUUGUCAGAGGCCGUGCUUCGAAGCCUGGGCCCCGCGGCCGUGGGGCUGCCGGUGUCCCAGAUUGAGGAGCACCUCGGUGGCCGGGAUCUGGUGGCCGCUCUGCCUGCCCUGGCCCAGGUGAGGGGCUGGAGCCCCCGGCAGGCUCGUGCCCUCCUCGGCAAGCUCCUGGAAUCCGGCUAUGAGGUCUCGGAUGCACAGAGUCUAGCAGCCUUGGGGAGCCUGGUGAGUGGCCUCAGCAGUGCUGGGCUCCAGAGCCUGGCCCCACGUGUAGUCUUGGAAGCUAUGGGGGAGCCGGGAUUUGCUCAGCAUCUUGCUCACAUCCCAGCCCUGCUGAAAACUGCAUUUGUGGAACAGUUGGCUUUGGCUGUCCCAAAUCCCAUUACUCUGGUACAGGCUGUGCCAGACACCCUUACAGAAGCCAUCCCCAGUGCAAUACUGGCUUUCAGCCUUGAUGACCAACCCAGAUUCGAUGACCUCAACAGCCGAAGAUGGACCGCAGUACAGGCAGCCAUGUUUUUCAACGAAGUGGUAAAGAACGUGUCUGACUUUGACAGCAUCUCCCCUUAUAUCUUACAUGGCUUCACAUGUGCGUCAGCCUCUAGCCUGGACUUGGAGCAAGUCCACCGCCUGGCCAAGGUCAUGGAAAGGAAGAACGUCACACUGGGGGCAGAGCAGCUGAGCUGUCUGGCCAAGAGGGUCUCUGAAGAUGGCAUCCCCGAGGCUGCCCUGGAUGAGUACCCCAAGGACAUGCUGCUGUUUCUAAGCCCUUCUGCCUAUACCAGGACUGGAGGCUGCAAGCACUUCUUCACUCGGGUGGGACAGUCCAACGUGGACAUCCUCCAGAAGGAUUCGCUCCUGAGAUCGAGACUGCUAUCAGAGGCCCUGACUUGUCUGGGCAUUUCGGACACACGAGUCACCAAGGAGGACAUUUGCAUUCUGGGCCAACUGGCUUGUGACCUGGAUGGACGCUAUAUAAAUGACUCUGCAGAGGUCUUAUUGCCUCAGCUGGAGCAGUGUGGUGGUCCCUUUAGCCCUGACCAGAAGGAGGCCACCAACAUGGCCCUACGCUCCGGUGAUUCUCCCUAUGGCCCCCCCUCCAGGUGGUCGGUAUCUACCCUGAAUGCCCUUCAGGGAUUGCUGCCAGUUUUGGACAGGCACAUCAUCCAGAACAUUCCCCAGAGCAUCGUGACCUCCUGGCUGAAACGUGCCCUUCUAGAUCCAUCAUGGCCCCGGGAGAAUCUGAGAGCCUUCAUCCAAAACCUCCAGUCUUCCCGACACAGGCGGGAUGCCAACCAGUGCCCAGAAGGGGAGAUCACAGAGAUCAGUGAAGAAUUGGUGAUUUACACAGAGAAGGAAUUGUGGGAAUGUUUGAACACGUCUCUGCUGGCAGCAAACCUGGACAAACUCAAGACUAUCCCCUUCACCUAUCAGCAGGAAGAGGUCUUUAAGGCCAAAUUGGAUAAGCUCUACCCAGAUGGGUACCCUGAGGUUGUGAUCAAUAACCUGGGCAGUCUCUUUAAACUGGUUACCCCUGAGGACAUCCAGAAGUGGAAUGUGACCUCCGUGGAGACUCUGACCACCUUGCUCCAAGCCACUGAUAAAAAUGACAUGGCUAUGGCAGUGAUUAAUCGCUACAUCCAAGGAGGAGGCCCCCUCAAUGCCAUGGCCCUGAAUGUCAUUGGUUCCAAGUACUUCUGCUCACUGACGGAGGAGCAGCUUAAUUCCAUAGAACCAUCUGAAUUCAGAAUGGUCAACUCCUUGAACCCAUCUGCCUGCUCCCAGGCGCAGAAGAAAAUCCUCUAUCCAAAGGCCAGGACUGCCUUCCAAGGGAUAUUAUUCCCACAAUACUACAGGUUAAUCCAACCAUAUCUGGAUGGAGCCCCACCUCAAGAUAUUAAAGAUCUCAGCCAAAAGAAUGUUAACAUGGACAUAGGAACAUUUAAGAAACUACAAAAAGAAGCUAUUUUGCCCCUGACACCGGAGGAGGUACGUGGACUCCUGGGCCAAAACCUGCCGGGGCUGAAGGCCGAAGAAAAAACCUCUCCAGUCCGGGAAUGGAUCCUUAAGCAGCGUCAGGAUAGCCUGGAUGCGUUGGGAAUUGGGCUUACUGGGGGGAUCCCCAAUGGUUACAUCAUCAUCAGCCGCAGGAACAGACACAGAUAACAAUCUUCCUGCUGGGGCAAGGGGUGGGGGGCUUGCACAGGGCUUCGGCCCUCUCUCUUUCCAAGACAUUGUAAUAAUAAAAGAAAGAACUUUCUACUCUGA
Messenger RNA from Monodelphis domestica (gray short-tailed opossum), 3560 nucleotides. Its product is annotated as mesothelin. NCBI's taxonomy places the organism in Eukaryota, Metazoa, Chordata, Mammalia, Didelphimorphia, Didelphidae. Gene Ontology annotation, biological process: cell-matrix adhesion. The record is from RefSeq and is a predicted model, not a curated record. Gene Ontology annotation, cellular component: cell surface.